Molecule: messenger RNA, 4047 nt
Organism: Homalodisca vitripennis (glassy-winged sharpshooter)
Lineage: Eukaryota; Metazoa; Arthropoda; Insecta; Hemiptera; Cicadellidae
Gene: Ser
Product: protein jagged-1b
Exons: 19
Coding region: 103-3855 (1250 amino acids)
Biological process (GO): multicellular organism development; heterophilic cell-cell adhesion; Notch signaling pathway
Cellular component (GO): protein-containing complex; plasma membrane
Molecular function (GO): calcium ion binding; Notch binding
Source: RefSeq, a predicted model, not a curated record
CAGUCGCUCUCGUAGGAGACGUUACGCGCGCGCGGAUAUGCUAAUGCUCUAGUUCAUUGAUUGAUCACGUGAGUGUGGUGCUGUGUCCAUGCAGGGAUUACCAUGCUCUGCAGAAGGAAUCAUGCGGCCCUGCUACUCCUGCCGCUCCUGUAUUUCCUACAGAGCGUUCACGCGUCGGGAUUUUUCGAGCUUCAGAUUCUGGAGAUAGCCAACUACCGGGGCGAGUUGGCAUCGGGUUCGUGUUGUGGCGGGGUGCCGCGAGCCGACCCCUCGCUGCCUUGUACCCUUGUGCAGUGCAACACCUUCUUUCGCGUCUGUCUGAAGGAGUACCAGAGUAACGUCACUUCCACUGGAUCCUGUUCCUUCGGCAACACCUCCAGCCCCGUGCUGGGUGGCAACUCAUUCACCCUCACCGAUCCCGACCGCGCCAAUGGCAAGCUGGUCCUCCCCUUCACCUUCCGAUGGACGAGAUCCUUCACGCUCAUCCUCCAGGCCUUCGACCACAACAACUACAGUAUACCUGAACGAAAUGAACAAAUAGAGGAAGCCUCAUACUCCGGCAUCAUCCUACCGUCGGCUGAGUGGCACACCCUGAACCACCUGGGGUCCACGGCCAGGAUCACAUACAGGGUACGGGUCCAGUGUGACCUCAACUAUUACAACUCCACUUGCACCAAGUUCUGCCGCCCCAGGAACGACAAGUUCGGACAUUACAACUGUGACCGCAAUGGGGACAAGGAGUGCAUCACUGGCUGGAAGGGUGCCAACUGUGAGAUAGCCGUGUGCAAGACUGGUUGCCACCCCAACCACGGAAAAUGUGACAACCCCGGCGACUGCGAAUGCCGGCCUGGGUGGCAGGGAGAGUUCUGUGACCAGUGCACCCCCUACCCCGGCUGCAAGCACGGCUACUGCAAUGGAUCUUCCUGGCAGUGUAUCUGCGACACCAACUGGGGUGGUAUCCUCUGUGACCAAGACCUGAACUACUGCGGGACUCACGAGCCUUGUCAGAACGGCGGCACCUGCAAGAACACAGCGCCGGACCAGUACAAAUGCGGUUGUCCCGAGGGUUUCUCCGGCUUGAACUGCGAAGUAGUGGACAACCCUUGUGUGACGGGCCCCUGUGCCAACGGUGGUGUCUGUAAAGAGACCGGCAGCACCUUCUACUGCGCUUGCGCGUCCGGCUGGGCGGGUCCAACUUGUCAUGACAAUGUGGACGAGUGCGCCUCUGCUCCCUGCCAGAACGGAGGCACUUGUGUCGACCUGGUAGACGGGUACCGCUGUGUGUGCCCGCCCAAUUGGCACGGCACUGCUUGUCAAUAUGACGUGGACGAGUGUGUGACGGAACCUUGUAUCAACGCUUACUCCUGUCAGAACACGGUCGGGGAUUAUUUCUGUAAGUGCCAGAAGGGAUGGUCAGGGAAAGACUGUGACGUCAACAUCAAUGAUUGCGUAGGCCAGUGCCAACAUGGCGCCACUUGCAUAGAUCUGGUCAACGACUACCACUGCGCUUGUCAGCCUGGCUUCACAGGUCGAGAUUGCCACACAGACAUAGAUGACUGUGCAAGCAGCCCUUGUCUGAAUGGUGGAGAAUGUGUGGAUCAGGUCAAUGGAUUCCGUUGUAUCUGUCCUGUCGGGUUUGCUGGGGACUUGUGUGAGGUGGACCAUGACCACUGCAACCCUAACCCCUGUGAGAAUGGAGCCAACUGCUUCAACACUCAGCAGGACUACUACUGCCACUGCCCUGAGGACUGGCAGGGCAAGAACUGUAGCAGUCCUCGUAACCAGUGCGCUAAUCCGCCCUGUCAAGCUAUAGACAGCUGCAGUGUGACAACCCCAACAGAGAGUAACAGUUCUGUGGUGUUGGUACCAUCCGGUGUGUGUGGGGAGCAUGGACGCUGCUACAGUCUGGCCGGAGGUGGCUUCCGCUGUUCCUGUGAUCCAGGCUACACCGGCAAAUAUUGCCAUGAGAAUAUUAAUGACUGUAAGCUAAACCCUUGUCAAAAUGGAGGAACAUGUGUCGAUAAGAUAAACUCUUAUCAAUGCAUCUGUACAGAUGGCUGGGAAGGAGAAGACUGCACAAUCAACAAGAACGAGUGUGAACCGAACCCCUGUCGCAACAAUGGCACAUGUAUUGAUGGUGAUGCAGACUUCAGCUGCGAGUGUCAUGGAGGAUGGAAGGGCAAGACGUGUAGCCUGCGCCACAGCCAUUGUGAUCGUGCCACAUGUCGUAAUGGUGGCACCUGCCAGGAUCUCGGCCAUUCAUACUUGUGUCGCUGUCCACCUGACUGGGAGGGCACUACAUGUCAUAUCCCGGUGAUGCAAGCCUGCAAAUCCAGUCCUUGUCUGAACGGAGCUACCUGUAUCAACACGGGGGAGAUGUACUCUUGUGUCUGCAAGGAGGGAUUUGAGGGCCAGCGGUGUCAGCGAGAUGUCAACGAGUGCAACCCACCACCCUGCUACAACGGGGGCAAAUGUGUGGACGGAAUCAACUGGUUCCGAUGUGACUGUUCCCCCGGGUUUGCUGGUCCUGAUUGUCGCAUCAACGUCAACGAGUGUGCCACCAACCCGUGUGGAACUGGAGCCACUUGUAUCGAUGGCAUUGCGUCCUACACCUGUGUCUGUCCACCAGGAAGAAAAGGUCCACGUUGUCAAGAAGUAGACGAGGUAUCCUUGUUGCGUGGUGUCUGUCUGUGGAAGGGUCAGUACUUCGCCAACAAUACCAACUGGCCAGAUGACUGCAACACCUGCUCUUGUGUGGAGGGCACGGUACGCUGUACCAGGGUUUGGUGUGGCCUCAAGAACUGUCUGGGCUUUCCUGGAGUCAGUUGUGGAGACAACCAGGUUUGUGUACCGUCUCCAAAGGAGGCUUGUCUGACGGGUGGCUGUGGGCCAUGGGGGGACUGCCGAGAGUUGAUGAGUGGCAAGUUGGUAGGUCCCCCACUGGUACCUGCACCUCCCUCCUGCUGGCCAAACCAAGCAGUGCUGAGCAACACCUGCGUACGCCUCAGUCUGCUGCUGGAGCGUGGUCGACUGCUGGCAGGAGUCAGCACAGAGAGUCUCUGUAGUGAGCUGCGUAGCCUGCUUGCCGCCCACCAAGCCACUAGCGGUGCCCACCACAGUCUCGUGCUGCUUUGUGACCUCAAGACCCAAGCCAAUGACACACUGGAAGUCACCAUGUCUGAGACAGGAGGCGAUGGCCAAGCUGUGAAAGAAGGCAUCAGGGUUUUAGGAGAGUUGAUAAGUCGCAAGCAAACCAACAGCCUUUCUGCUUUGACAUCGGUUGUUGAGGUGAAAGUGGAGACUGCACUGGUCAGCGAUCGCAGAGAUGAGGGUGGCAGCUACUGGCUGGGCAUAUUGUGUGUGGUUCUACUGUUGGCAGCAUUGUCACUGCUAGUGGCAAUGUUGUAUUGUCAUCGCAACCGCAGCCAAGGCCUCAGUCCGACAGGAGCCGAGUCCUGUCGCAACCACGAUGACGAGAAAUCCAACAAUUUGCAGAAUGAGGAGAACCUUCGUAGGUACGCCAAUCCACUCAAGGAAGAGUCUGCAUCACAGGGCAGUGGAAGCCUAGGAGAUCUGCCACGAGUGAGCGUGGUGCGGCCACUGUCCACCGCCUCUAGUGCAGAGAUGCUCGAGAUGAUCUGUGAGGCAGAGGGUAAGGGAGGUCCCAGUUCCAGUCAGGUGUUGCUGCUCAAGACACAGAACACUGAUGCCAAGAAGAACACUGUCAGUGAGGCUGUGCCCCAGAACAAAGACUUUGCUUGUAAAAGAAUUAACCUAAAAGUGUUGCCACCAAUACAGAGGACGUUGUCCCCAAAUAGCGAACAAUCGGGGGAUGUUCUGACAGUCUUGGUUUAGUGCAAGUGAAUUUAGUGUCUGAUUACUUAAAAGCAAGUAUUUAUUUUAGUUUAAGUUCAAGAAAGUUUUAUGUAGACUAUUUAUAUUCUACAAAAUACUUCUAAUCUUCUCAAUAGUUCCAUCUAAAUUAUGAAAAGAUGGCCACUAAUUAUUUUUCAUAAUCAUAUAAACUAAUUAGGCUAAAAUAAUUAA